Molecule: messenger RNA, 3054 nt
Organism: Durotheca rogersii
Lineage: Eukaryota; Fungi; Ascomycota; Sordariomycetes; Xylariales; Xylariaceae
Exons: 1
Coding region: 418-3003 (861 amino acids)
Source: RefSeq, a predicted model, not a curated record
CGGUAGGAUCCCAGCCUAAACAUAGGCGCGGGUGCGUAGGUUGGUAUGUGCAUCGUAUCUAUGCCUGCUUACCUACUACCUCCCUGCCUACGCAUUUUACGCGAUGCGCAUCGGCGCCGCGUUUUCCCUUUGCUUGGUUGGUGGUAUUCUCCUUUGGCUCCCUACGCCGCAUCGCUAUUAUUGCGAAGCAUCCCCUGCCUACCGCAGGGCGAAACCGUUUUUGACGCCUAUUUCUACCGAGUUUACCGCGCUCUAACACGCUUCGCUGGUAUGCUUUGGCGGUGCUGGAAUCAUCGCCGUCCACGGGGAGUGCGCUCCACCCGAGCUUAUAUGCAGUCUUAACGAAUACGCGUACCCAAUACGAAAAUCCGUAGGCAUUGCUUUGCAGUAUACUAGCGGCCGCUGCCGCUCUCCGCCAUGGCUCCCGACGAGCCCACCACCCCGUGUAAGCCUAGGCGUCUCGUGUCCAGGCCGGAUAAGCCGGGCGACAUCUCCCAGCCCUGGACCGCGGCGCGCUGCCAGCGCCUGCUUCGGCCGCUGCUCUCGCGUAUUGCUUCUCUCAGGAGAGAUGCCGCCGCCGCGGCGACACAAGUCUCCGCCGCAGAUAACCUCACCCAGGAAGACGCGGAACUCGACGCGGCUGAGCAGCAAGGCAUUGCCUACUGCGGAUGGCUCAGGCCACGGAAGAGGAUCCGCCUCACCUACUCCCAGAGGCGGUCUUCUCACCUCGAGGGGGAGCAGUCUGCGCCGGCCAAAAACCCCAAGGGGCCAGAAUCGGCAACGUGCCUGAACCGACCCGAACCAAGGAUCCCAGCGCCCGGUGAGAUCGUCGCUGCUACGCCGUUGCUGCGACGUGCACGCGGUCACAUCGUCCCAUCCCCCGCGGCCCCUGGCCAGCCCGCUGCGAACUGCGACAAUUCGGGCGCUGACGGUGGCGGUGAGCCACGCCGGAAGAAUAGGCCGGUGACACGGCAAAGGGAACUUGAUCAGCGCCUGGCAAAGCUACGGGCCCGGUCAACGCCUAGCAGGUUCGGCGAUCUAGAGGCAAUCUACAGGAGCCUGGAAGCGCUCCUAAAGGCGACGCGGUGCGAUGCUGGCCCGGCUCGGGGCCCGCGGUCGUUCCUCGACAUCUGUUUACGGAAAGUGCCGCAAUACAUCGGGGAGCUCGAGGCUUGGGAGAGGACGGAGGCUGAACACAACGGCACGGUAUCUACGCUCGAUGGCGUCGACGCUUCGGCGCAUAUAUACGAUUAUUUGGACUCGAUCGGGUCCAACCGGGGGUGGAGACACCUCAGAGUUGUCGUUCGGGCCGACGGACUGAACGCGGUCAGACUGGCGAUCGAGGAAGGACUGUUCGACGAUGACUUCUCACAGCUGCUACUUGAUCUUUGCGUCCGAAGCGGCGCGUUGCUGGAGGCGGAGGAGCUUCUUGCGGCGUUGGCCGGCCGCCAAUUCUCCGAGCCGAAGACGCCGGACAGUUCUUUCGCAGAGCUGCCCCAUCUCCAGCCCCUGUCGGUGCUGUGGACUUUUGCUAACAAGUUCGAUCGCCCUUCCUUCCUUUUUCGACAGUACUCGCGGUUGCUAUCUGAUGGAAACCUUCCGCAGGACUGGCUUACGACGCGGGGAUUCGAGCGGGUAUGGGUAUUGGCUACCCGACGUUUGUCCAUGGCGGAUGCGGCUAUCGAUGCUGUCGCGUUUAUGUAUCGCUCCGUUUUAUUACUAUGUCGCCGUAGGCGCACGCCCGCCAGCGGGGUCGAGGCAGCCCGGCAAGAAAAAGACAUGGCUAUCGCCAACAACCAUACGUUGAUGAGUGCCUUGACGGUGCUCACCGCUAUGUGUUCGCUGGGCGAGAUUGAGCUCCGCUCGCCCAGCGUAUCAGAGGCGGAGAUCGCGAAGAUAGGCCUCAUCGGCGAUCGGCUCAGGUACAUCAUCGGAUCAUGUUUAGCCCAUCUAGAGUCGUCAAGGUUUACGCGGCACGGGUUAGGCAGAGACCUACUGCAUAUGGCGCUUUUCCUAUCUUCCAGUCACGCCCAGAGUGACGCCAUCAGCUCGCAGCUCAAACACAUUGUCGAACAAGCUUGGCGUCAGAAUGUCGAGCCCAAGUCUACGCGAAGAGGUCAGGCGAGACACCGUCUCAACGAUAUGGCCUCGUUCCUAUCGGCAGUGGCUCGCAACUGCGGACGCGGCAUGUCGCAGGCAUCUCACAACUGCCUCGAUACUAUAUUCGGACAGAUCGAACGUCUCGAGCUCGACCGAGAAGUCGUGGACAGUUUGAAGGCGGUUGCGGCCUUCUCCCUGGCACAGCAGACCAACAACGUCAAGGACUUCAUCUACGCCGAAAGGCUAGCCGCAAACCAUUCCCUGGCCGCCGCAGGGAAUGGCGCAGGCUCUCGUUUGGACUCGCGCUCGCUGUUCACGGGCUACCGCUGGGAGGAAACUAUAGGCGAAUGGGUGACGACAAGCCCCGUCAUCACUCGACGACCACCCCAGACACGGGCACUGGCGAGGGCGAGGGGUAGUCCAUCGCCAUCCGCACCUAGUGUGGAUCGUAGCAUCAGCGACGAACAGGGAGCAUUCCAAUCCGAGGACGCGGUAUGGGCUGACGCAGAUGACGUUCCAAGUCUCGAAAUAGAACAGGGACCAGAACCGAGCCUCUGCGAGGCCCACCAGGACCCUGUGGCAGUUGUAGCCGAGCGCUUUCGUUUGAAGAAACACGCACACCACACCAAGCCACGGGCGGCCACGGGCGGCGUCGCGUCGUCGACCUCCUCCUCGCGCCGGGACAGUAAAGGUCUCGGGUUUGCCUCUCAAUCAGGAUCUGCGUACCUAUCGCAGGACGAGCUCGACUCGGAGAAGGAGAACCAGCAAUGCGGCGUGGCCAAUAAGCCAGGAAGGAAGAGCGUGGGGGGGACUGCGCGAAAUCCUAAGUUGCGGUCGCGCCUGGCAAGCCAGAGAGGCAGUCUAAACGGGUGCGAGUACAGCGACGACGAGCUUUGCAUGUGACGACCUGGUUGCUGCCCGUCGGGGAAGAAACGUUGCACGAAAUUCUACGGC